AUGCCAAUUCGUAAAGAAACUACACGUCAUCAUCUUAGAGAUAUAAUACACAAGGAAAGAAUCCAAAAAGCGAAAGAACGUAGAAUCAAGCGUAAACAACGAAAAGAAAGUGGUGCGCCGGCAGGAAUUCCUCAAACUCUCGAAUCACUUAGAACAGUUGAUGAAACGAUCGUUCCUAAAGAUGAUGAAGAAGUUGUCAUUGAACAUGAAACAGAUGAGUUUUCAUCUAUUUUUAAUGGAGAAAUUACACCUAAAAUUUUGUUGACUCAUUCUGAUCGUGUUUGUCCUAGGACAAUCGGGUUCUGUAAAGAAUUAAGUAUGGUUAUUCCAAAUGUUCAACUUGUUGCACGUUGGCAUUUACCUCUUAAAAAAAUUAUUCCCAUGGCUAUUGAACGUCAAUUCACUUGUUUAAUAAUUGUUAAUGAAGAUCAGAAAAAAAUUAAUACUUUAGUAGUUAGUCAUUUACCAAAUGGACCAACAGCUACAUUUCGUUUAACUAAUGUAUUACUUCGUCGUGAAAUGCGUUCUGCUAAAAAAGUUAAAUAUAUUGAAUCGAAUGUAAUACCACACUUGAUUACUACACGUUUUAUGACACGUCUUGGUCUACGUACUGAACGUAUUUUAAGUUCAUUAUUUCCUAAUGAAAGUCGUUUACCACCACAACCACAUAGUAGAACAAUUGUUUUUCAUAAUCAAAGAGAUUAUAUCUUUUUUCGUCAUUAUCGUUAUAUACAUCGUAAUACAACUAAUGCUCAUAAUGAUGAUGAUGAUGAUGAGAAUAAAAAUGAAGGUAAACAUAACACUGAAAAUAUCACAAUGAAUGAAGUUGGACCAAAAUUCACAUUGAAAUUACGUUCAAUUCAAUUAGGCACAUUUGACAGUCAAUAUGGUAAUUAUGAAUGGGUUCGUAAACGAACAGAAAUUGGUCGAAGUCGACGAACAUUUGUCUUAUAGUUGAUAAAUAGUAUGCUUUUUCUAUUGUAAAUAUAAUUAUUUAUUAAUUUAAUAAUAUGUCUGUUUAUUUAUUUGUUAUAUCUUGUGACCGAGUGGAUGCCUAGUUAAUGU
Schistosoma rodhaini is the source of this 1065-nucleotide messenger RNA. The record is from the annotation of a GenBank genome assembly. NCBI's taxonomy places the organism in Eukaryota, Metazoa, Platyhelminthes, Trematoda, Strigeidida, Schistosomatidae.